AUGCAGGACCCCGACGCCCUCCUCGCAGCUUUCAGGUCGCUCUUCCCGAGCGUCUUGCACUGCGUGCUUAUGGAGGACACCCGCAAGCUGCACAUGCAGAAGACUCUGGGAAAGACCGCGGGGGCCCUGCGGUGCUUCUGCUGCCACCACAGGGCCAAGGCCCGCUACAAGGAGGGCCUCAGGAGGGCGGCGUCCCUGGAGCAGGAGUUCCGGCACAAUGUCCGGAGGGCACACGAGAUGGUGGAGUACGGAGGCAAGGUUCAGGGGCGGCCUGACCGACCCCUGGCAAACCAUCUCCUUCCGUGA
Molecule: messenger RNA, 306 nt
Organism: Prorocentrum cordatum
Lineage: Eukaryota; Dinophyceae; Prorocentrales; Prorocentraceae
Source: the annotation of a GenBank genome assembly